CCCGGGAGCCUCGAACUGAGAGAAGCGAACGCUUAAGAGCAGAGGCCCGCCUACUGCGUUUGCGCGAGCCGCGGGACACCCGCGGAACCGCCGAACGACCGUCUCGGCGAGCUUCGCGCUACCUGCCGAACGGCGCCUGCGCGCUGAGAACGCCCACCCUUGGAGUCACCUGUUGGAGCGCCACGCCCGCUUCGCUCUGGGCAUGCGUGUUGCGCGCCGGACGGGCGGUGGAGUCACGUGUUAGGGCGCUAGCCGGCUCCCGCGGGGGCGCUUCCUGUGACGCCCGACGCCGCGGCCCUGGGGUGCGGGAGCCCUGGGCGGCGCCGGGCGGGAGAAGGCCUGGGUUGGUUUCGGAUCCGCCGCGAGGUAUCUUGGCUGCCAAGAUGCCAGGGCCAAGACCUCGGAAGGGCGCUCAGGCUGGUGGCCAGGGUGUGGCAGUUGCCAAGCAGCUGGGGCUCUUUGUGGAGUUGAGCCCAGAGGACAUGCUGCUGGGGAUGGAGGAGACGGAGGAUGAUGGAGACCUGGAGGCUGAGCUGCUGGCCCUCACUGGGGAAGCAGGGACCACAGGCAGGAAGCCAGCACCCAAGGAGCAGGCUCCCCUGCCUAUGGCCCACAUCGAGAAGCUGGCGGCGGACUGUAUGCGGGAUGUGGAGGAGGAGGAGGAGGAGCAAGGGCUGGAGGAGGACGCAGACUUGCUGACUGAACUGCAGGAGGUCCUGGGUGCAGAUGAGGAGGCUGGGCCCCUGGAUGGCAGUGAGACAGCCAGCCAAGGUGUCCCUGAGGAGGAGAAGGGACAGGAAAACAUUGAACCCCCUGUGCAGACAGCUCUCCUAACAGCUUCAGUCCCAGCAGCUCAGGCUGGAGGGCCUCAGGGGCUGCAGGCUCUGCUGGAGGAUCGGAUCCACAACUACCGGGAGGCUGCGGCCAGUGCCAAGGAGGCCGGUGAAGCAGCCAAAGCCAGGCGCUGUGAGCGCGGCCUGAAGACUCUGGAGUCUCAGCUGGCUGCUGUGAGGAAAGGCAGGAAGAUCAAUGAGGAUGAGAUUCCACCUCCAGUGGCCUUGGGCAAGAGGCCUCUGGCCCCCCAGAAAACAACCAACAGGAGCCCUGAGGCAGACUCCCCAGGUCCCCCCACUGUGGAGCCAGACAACCCUUCCCAGCCUGAGACAAGCCUCUUGGGCAGCCCUCACAUUUCUGCCCCACCUGACUCAGACCCCGACCCCCGGGCCCUGUUGUUGGCCCGACAGAGAGAAUACAAAACAGCUGCCCUGAAUGCCAAGCGGGCUGGAGACCUCGACCGUGCCCGAGAGCUCAUGAGGACGGGGAAGAAAUUUGGUGCUGUCCUGGAGGCUCUGGAGAAGGGGCAGCCUGUGGACCUGAGUGCCAUGCCCCCAGCACCUGAGGACCUGAAGCUCCUCCCACAGGCUUCCAAGGCCCCCACAGCACCCUCAGUUGUAUCCCCAGCAGUGGAGCGAGUGCAGCCAUUGAUGGCCCCUGACACCCCAGCAACCCCAGCCCCUACUGAGCCACAGACAGUGCUGGAUGCACUGCAACAGAGGCUGAACAAGUACCGUGAGGCAGGCCUCCAGGCCCGGGGCAGUGGGGAUGAGCGCAAGGCCCGGAUGCACGAGCGCAUUGCUAAGCAAUAUCAAGAUGCCAUUCGAGCACACCAAGCAGGACGGAAAGUUGACUUUGCUGAGUUGCCUGUUCCUCCAGGAUUCCCCCCCAUCCCUGGCCUGGAGUCCACCACGGUCACUGAGGAGGAUGCAGUGGCAGCUACUUUAGCAGCUGCCCAGAAACUGGCUUCCUCAGAGGAUGCAGCCCCAGCAGAGGAAGACGAGGAUGAGAACGAGGAUGAGUCCCCAGCUCAGGCCCCAGUGGCCAAGAAGCCAGUACAGCCUCUGGUUCCUUCAUCCCGGUCCCUGCCUGAGCCCAAGGCCUCGAGUUCUAAGGAGUCACUGAGUCCCUCUGUGCGGGAGCAGCUGGCAGUGCUAGAGACACGGAAACUGCAGUACCAGCGGGCUGCCCUGCAGGCCAAGCGUGGCCAGGACUUGGAGCAGGCCAAAGCUCACAUGCGGGUGGCCAAGUGCCUUGAGGCUCAAAUCGUCCAGGUCCGAGCUGGGCGACCCGUGGACCUCUCCAAGGUGCCUUCACCCUUGACGGAUGAGGAGGGUGAUUUCAUCCUCAUUCAUCAUGAGGACCUGCGACUCUCCCAGAAGGCCGAGGAGGUGUAUGCCCAGCUACAAAAAAUGCUUUUGGAGCAACAUGAGAAGUGUCUGCUGUACUCUAAGCAGUUCAUGCACCAAGGCAAUGUGACUGAGACUACCCGGUUUGAGAAGCUUGCUCAGGACCGCAGGAAGCAGCUUGAAAUCCUGCAGCUGGCCCAGGCCCAGGGCCUCGACCCUCCCAGCCACCACUUUGAGUUGAAGACAUUCCAGACUGUGAGGAUCUUCUCAGAACUCAACAGCACAGAAAUGCAUCUGAUCAUUGUCCGGGGAAUGAACCUCCCAGCACCUCCAGGGGUGACCCCUGAUGACUUGGAUGCUUUUGUGCGGUUUGAGUUCCACUACCCUAACUCGGAGCAGGCUCAAAAAAGCAAAACAGCUGUGGUAAAGAACACAAACUCACCAGAAUUUGAUCAACUGUUCAAACUAAACAUCAACCGAAACCACCGAGGCUUCAGGAGGGUGAUUCAAAGCAAAGGAAUCAAAUUUGAAAUCUUCCACAAAGGAUCCUUCUUCAGAAGUGACAAGCUGGUCGGCACAGCUCACCUGAAACUGGAGCGGCUGGAGAAUGAGUGUGAGAUCAGAGAGAUUGUGGAGGUCCUGGAUGGAAGGAAGCCCACUGGGGGCAAGCUGGAGGUGAAGGUGAGGCUGCGGGAGCCUCUGAGUGGCCAGGACGUGCAGAUAGUCACUGAGAACUGGCUGGUCCUGGAGCCCAGGGGCCUGUGAGCAGAUGGUCAGAGUCAGGCCAGCGAUUGUGUGCAGGAGCAUACUUUUCCCAGCUUUGCUGGCUACAGAACCCUUUGUACCUAAGGGAGAUGCUGCUACACAAGCACCAAAGACCUGUUAAGUACGUGCAUUACUGACCACCGUCCUGGUCUGUCUUUCCUGUUGCUGACCCCUCCCUGGCCUCCACCGAAGCAGGCAGGAAUCCAGGAGUCCCCCUCCCCCUCCCUCUGAGUGAAGGCAAGGCCUCAUUGCUCUGUGCCAUGGAGUCUUGUAGCCCCGUAACCUUGUGAGCAACUGUGUGCAGCUUUCCCCAGCCCCCAGGUGCAGCAUUCCUGGAUGUGCCUUUAAAAGAUGUAACUGUGAGGGAUGGGAGAACUCGAGCGUGAUCGGGAAGCCCCUGGCUUAGGGCGGGGCAGGGUUCCGUGACUCCAGUUGGUCAGUGGCAGCCCGUCCCAUACAGCCCCGUUUACCCCGGCUCUGCCUGUGCCUUGGUUCCUCACGGCUGCUGCCCCAGCCUCCCUGCUUCCCAGAGCUCUCAGUGGAGGAGGGAGGUUAUGUUCAGGACGUGUGGUGGGAAGUAAGGGCAAGUUUGUAUCGUGGACUCAGUCCAUGCACCUAAGACUAAAAGACUGUUAACUGAAGAAAAAAAAUUAUAUAUAUAUAAUAAUUUUAAGUAACUUUUUAUUUAAGAAACUAGGUCUAAGUCAUUACAAGGGUUUUAUACUCUACACACAGAGUAACCAUCAAAGUCCUAAACAAAAGCCCUGCUCCUUGUUACUUUUUAAAAGCCAGAGUAGCAGUAACAUUUAAUUGACAGGCACUGCAGCUAUGGCUUCCUCUUCUGAGAGAGGGCAGGGGAAGCAUCACCUCUUCAGGGGUUCACCCAGGGAAAUCCCCCAGUUCUUUCCCAAGAAAUUCUCCUUGGCUUUGUUAUUCUGAAUGGAGACAUAGGAGGGAUUUGUGGUUACAGUAGAUUUAAUAUUCAAAAACAGCAAUAUUCUACAUUUCUUAGAAAUAAACUUUAACAUCCCAUC
Messenger RNA from Equus quagga, 3982 nucleotides. It is a transcript of the gene CC2D1B, whose product is annotated as coiled-coil and C2 domain containing 1B. Gene Ontology annotation, molecular function: DNA-binding transcription repressor activity, RNA polymerase II-specific; RNA polymerase II cis-regulatory region sequence-specific DNA binding. The record is from RefSeq and is a predicted model, not a curated record. The coding region runs from base 384 to 2948 and encodes 854 amino acids. Gene Ontology annotation, biological process: regulation of transcription by RNA polymerase II. NCBI's taxonomy places the organism in Eukaryota, Metazoa, Chordata, Mammalia, Perissodactyla, Equidae. Gene Ontology annotation, cellular component: nucleus. The transcript is spliced from 25 exons.